AAUUCCCAUCGCGAUUUCUGUCGCAGGGUCUCAAUGGUCGACUGGCGUUCGCUAUUGCGGCGGCCGCUCUUGGCUCGUCGUUUCAACAUGGAUACAACACCGGUGUGGUUAACGCACCUCAGCAGCUCAUCGAAGAGUGGAUCAGUAACCUGAAGAUGAACCGGACGGGCGUCCCGACGAGCCAAUCGGAGGUGACGUUGAUCUGGUCAGUGGCGGUGUCGAUAUUCUGCAUCGGCGGAAUGAUCGGCGGCUCCCUAGUGGGUUGGGUGGCGGACUCUCUGGGUAGAAAGGGCGGUCUUUUGCUGAACAAUAUCCUGGUGUUGCUGACCGUGAUCUUCGAGGGUAGCGCCAAGGCGGCAAAGAGCUACGAGAUGAUCGUUGUCGGCAGGUUCCUAAUUGGUAUAAACGCCGGACUGAACGCCGGUCUGGCACCAAUGUACCUGGCUGAGAUCUCGCCCGUGCAUCUGCGCGGCGCCGUAGGCACGGUAUACCAGCUGGUCAUCACAAUCUCAAUACUGGUGUCACAGAUCCUUGGCCUGGAACAUGUCCUCGGCACUGCCGAGCAGUGGCCGUUGCUCCUGUGCUUGACGAUCGUGCCGGCGCUCUUCCAAGUGUUCACUUUGCCGUUCUGUCCCGAGAGUCCGAAAUAUCUGUUGCUCAGCCGCGGCAAGGACAUGGAUGCGCAGAGAGCGUUAUCCUGGUUGCGCGGCACAAUCGAGGUCCACGACGAGAUGGAGGAGAUGCGAACGGAAUACGAAUCCAUGAAACUGAUACCAAAAGUCACGGUGCGCGAGCUGUUUAUAAAUCCGGCACUUCGUAUCCCCUUGUUCAUCUCGAUCAUGAUUAUGUUCGCCCAGCAACUAUCCGGCAUUAAUGCCGUCAUGUUCUUCUCGACCAAGAUCUUUACAAUGGCGCAGCUCGACAAGAACGCUGCCCAGAACGCGACGAUGGGUGUCGGCGCGAUGAACGUCUUAAUGACCAUCGCCUCCCUGGUAUUGGUGGAGAAAGCGGGCAGAAAGACGUUACUCCUCAUCGGAUUCGCCGGCAUGUUCCUCGAUACCGUUCUUCUCGCCAUUUGCCUCGCAUUUGCAGAAUCAUCGCAAGUGGCAGCAUACUUCUCGAUCCUUCUCGUUAUCCUGUUUGUCGUUUUCUUUGCCACCGGGCCGGGAAGUAUCCCAUGGUUCCUCGUGUCCGAAUUGUUCAAUCAGUCUGCCCGACCACCCGCUACCUCCAUCGCCAUCGCCGUCAAUUGGACCGCCAAUUUUAUCGUCAGUAUCGGCUUUCUGCCGUUGCAAGAAGCGUUAGGCGCUUACGUCUUUAUUAUUUUUGCCGCGCUGCAAUUCUUUUUCACCAUCUUUAUAUACAAGAAAGUGCCGGAGACGAAGAACAAGACUAUAGAGGAAAUUAGCAGCAUGUUCAGACAAAUAUCCUACCAGUGA
Molecule: messenger RNA, 1439 nt
Organism: Ooceraea biroi (clonal raider ant)
Lineage: Eukaryota; Metazoa; Arthropoda; Insecta; Hymenoptera; Formicidae
Product: solute carrier family 2, facilitated glucose transporter member 1
Biological process (GO): monosaccharide transmembrane transport
Cellular component (GO): membrane
Molecular function (GO): hexose transmembrane transporter activity
Source: RefSeq, a predicted model, not a curated record